UUAUUGUUCGAAUUUCAUGAUCGAACAACAUGUACAGGAUUGCUAUUGCGUUAAUAGUGAUUCUAUGUAAUUUAUGGAACGUAAAAUGUGUGCAAUUUAAUGCAGGGAGAUUUAUUGUUAAUGGUUUCAAUAAACCAAUUGAACCGUCAGAAAGCGAUUUUCCCCAUCAGACCGCGUUACUGGCACAAGUAAAUGGCACCGAGCUAAUAUUUUGCGGUGGCAGCUUAAUACAUCCGAGAUGGGUCUUGACUGCGGCGCAUUGUUUGGAACAAGAUGGCAAACAAUUUCCUACGUCUUUACUUAAAGUUGCUGUGGGAAGUAUAUAUUCUGAUUUGAGAGGUGGACAAAAAUUGGAUGUUAAAGAGACAAUUAUCCAUAAAGCUUAUUUUGAAUCCAGUGCCAGUCAUGAUAUUGGAUUAAUUAAAUUAAAGAGAUUUGUAAAACUAUCUUCAUUGGUGAAUUCCAUUAGGCUACACACAAAUACAAGUGAAAACCUAUUAGGACAAACUGUUUACCUUACAGGACUUGGCUUUAUCAACGAUUUUUCAAGAAAACCAGAAAGACUUAGGAAGGCGAUUUUACACGUCAAUACUCCGGAUAAAUGCUUCAUUGAUCCAACCAAAGACGCAACUCAAUUGUGCUGCACCUCGACUCUAUUUGAGGGUAAAGCUUGCAAGGUAAGAACUAAUCGAGUUGUAAAUGGUUAUGAAUAA
Molecule: messenger RNA, 713 nt
Organism: Ceutorhynchus assimilis (cabbage seed weevil)
Lineage: Eukaryota; Metazoa; Arthropoda; Insecta; Coleoptera; Curculionidae
Source: the annotation of a GenBank genome assembly